This is a messenger RNA of Camelus dromedarius (Arabian camel), 4845 nucleotides long. RefSeq names its product zinc finger protein 606 (gene ZNF606). Gene Ontology annotation, molecular function: DNA-binding transcription factor activity, RNA polymerase II-specific; RNA polymerase II cis-regulatory region sequence-specific DNA binding. The transcript has 7 exons. Bases 1212 to 3602 code for a protein of 796 amino acids. Gene Ontology annotation, biological process: regulation of DNA-templated transcription. The record is from RefSeq and is a predicted model, not a curated record. NCBI's taxonomy places the organism in Eukaryota, Metazoa, Chordata, Mammalia, Artiodactyla, Camelidae.
GGUCGCCCGGACGGUCUGGCUGCUGCUGCUGCUGCGUUCGCCGCUGCCGCCGGCCGGGAGGGUCGGGAGAGGCGGCGCCUACGCUCGCGGCGGGCGCGGCGCCAGGGCGGGUCCUCGGCCCGCCUUCGGUCUGGAGGCCGCGCCGGACCAGCUAGGCGGGCCCCGGUGAACCCUGCUUGUCGGGCUUUUGUGCCCCGGGCGGGAACCGCGAGCGUACGGCCGGGCCGGGCCGAGCGCUCCCCGUGAAGCGCGCGCGAGCUUGCUCAGUCGUCCUUGAAGAGCGGCGGCGCCGGCCCGCGAGGUGGGAGGCCUGUGGCUCGCAGGACGGGCGUUGCAGACAGCGGUGCAGAAUACUCAGUGUUCCGCCUCGGCGUUUGGGCGCAGAUCUCGGGUCUCCCGGAGCCCAGUGGGUGUCCCAGUGCUUUGUAGACGCUCCCAGGAAGUCGCGAAGCCCUGCCAGUUGGCGUUGGUACACUCAGAGGUUGCAUAAAGACCUAGAACCUGGGGAAUGGGAGGAGGACGGGGUCUGGGCUCCAAAUUCGGCUUUCCGUUGGCCUCUGCACCAGGAGAAAGAGGCUUGGGCCUGGCAGGUCUUUCAGGUGGUUUUUUUUGGUUUUUAAGCUAAGAUUUAUGUGACAUGAAAUUAACCAUAUUAGCGUACAAAUCAGUGGUUUUGUUGUACGUUGAGAACGUUAUGCGGUCCUCACCACUAUAUAACUCCAGAACAUUUUCAUCGCCCCCUCGCAAAAAAAAAAAAAAAAAAAAAUCCAACCGUGAACCUAUUAAGCGGCCACUUCCCGUUCCUCUCUCCCUCUCAGCUCCAGGCAACCAUUUACAUACGAAGGUUGUAGGUAGAUUUUACGUUAAUUUUUGUUAAGUCAACAGAAAGUUACCUCUCUUGGGAACCAGAGACAAAUUUCCGCUGUCUCCUCCUGGACUGUUCCCUUUUUCAGCUUAUUCAAGUCACCCUUCAUUUCUUUUCAGGAAUUCUGUUAUGUUUUGACACGUACAUUCUAUUUUCUUAUAAUGCUCCCUAGGAGUCUUUUGUUGCUUCUGUAGUUGUGUUCUCUUUAUUCCCACAGGAUCGUCUGUGAGAAAGAACCACUUUUGUCUUUUUCCACUUUUGUGACUAGGUGGGUAUUGGAGCUGCUUUCUGUAAUCACCCAGAUCCACUGCUCCUGGGCAAGUGCCUGGUGGAUUAAUCCUGCAGGAUGGCUGCCAUCAACCCUUGGGCCUCCUGGGGUUUCCUUACGGACCAGUCCUGGGGGAUGGCAGCUGUUGACCCGUGGGCUUCCUGGGCUCUGUGUCCUCAGGACGCUGCCUGGCGCAUGGAGGAGACCCCUGAGGAGAGGAGGAGGGCCCCCGGGUUCCCGACAGCCCAGGCCCAGGAAACUGUGACCUUUAAGGACGUGGCUGUGGACUUCACCCAGGAGGAGUGGGGGCAGCUGGACCCUGUUCAGAGAACCCUGUACCGUGACGUGAUGCUGGAGACCUAUGGGCACCUGCUCUCUGUGGGGAAUCAGAUCGCCAAGCCCGAGGUCAUCUCCCUGCUGGAGCAAGGAGAAGAGCCGUGGUCCAUGGACCGGGUGUAUCCCCCUCAACGCACCUGUCCAGAGUGGAUGAGAAAUCUUGAAAGCAAAGCAUUGAUCCCAACACAGAGCAUUUUUGAGGAGGAACGGUCCCAUAGCCUGAAGCUGGAGAGACACAUAUGGGAUGACCCCUGGCUCUCCAGGUUAGAAGUUCUGGGAUGUAAGGACCAGUUAGGAAUGUGUCACAUGAACCGGAGUACAGCUGUGAGGCAGACGGUCUUCAUGCAGAAGCAAGUGCUGUCUCAGAGAAGCUCUGAGUUCUGUGAACUUGGGGCUGGGUGUAGCCAGAGCUUAAACAUUGUUCCAUCUCAGAAAGUUUCUCAAGUAGAACAUUUCUAUAAGCCUGAUACAAAUGCUGGAAGUUGGAGAUGUAACUCAGCCAUAAUGUUCACAGAUAAGAUUACCUGUGAAAACAGUGAGUGUGACGGAGCCUUCUGCCAGUCCGUGCAGCCUGCUCACCCUGCAGGGCUGCACGCUGGAGACAGCCAUCUCACGUGUACGGAUGCCGUUAAAUCUUUGAAUCAUAUACUGCAUUUUGGUGACCAUGUGGGAAUGCAUACAGGAGAAAAGCUCUAUGAAUAUAAGGAAUGCCAUCAAAUCUUCAACCAGGGCCCAUCAUUCAGUGAACAUCCAAGACUUCAUAUUGGAGGAAACCAGUAUGAUUACAAAGAAUAUGAGAAUAUCUUUUACUUCUCAUCCUUUAUGGAACACCAGAAAAUCGGUACUGUUGAGAGAGCAUGUAAGUACAACGAAUGGGAGAAAGUCUUUGGGUACGAUGCGUUCCUUACACAGCACACGGGCACUUACACUGCAGAGCAACCCUACGAAUAUAAUGAGUGUGGGACGUCUUUCAUCUGGAGCUCCUACCUUAUCCAACAUAAGAAAACUCAUACUGGAGAGAAACCCUACGAAUGUGAUAAAUGUGGAAAAGUUUUUCGGAAUCGUUCGGCCCUUACUAAACAUGAACGGACUCACACUGGAAUAAAACCCUACGAAUGUAAUAAAUGUGGAAAAGCCUUCAGCUGGAAUUCUCAUCUUAUUGUACACAAGAGAAUUCAUACGGGGGAGAAACCUUACGUGUGUAACGAGUGCGGAAAGUCUUUUAACUGGAACUCCCAUCUCCUCGGGCACCAGAGGACUCACACUGGAGAGAAGCCGUUCGAGUGUACCGAGUGUGGGAAGUCUUUCAGCUGGAGCUCGCAUCUCAUUGCCCAUAUGCGAAUGCAUACCGGAGAGAAGCCCUUUAAAUGUGACGAGUGUGAAAAAGCUUUUAGGGAUUACUCAGCCCUCAGUAAACACGAGAGAACUCACUCUGGAGCAAAACCAUACAAGUGUACCGAGUGUGGGAAAUCCUUCAGCUGGAGCUCCCACCUUAUUGCCCACCAGAGAACUCACACGGGAGAGAAGCCCUAUAACUGUCAGGAAUGCGGCAAAGCCUUUAGAGAGCGUUCAGCCCUCACUAAACAUGAAAUAAUUCAUUCUGGAAUUAAGCCCUAUGAAUGUAAUAAAUGCGGCAAAUCCUGCAGCCAGAUGGCUCACCUCGUUAGACAUCAGAGGACUCACACUGGAGAAAAGCCCUAUGAGUGCAACAAAUGUGGAAAGUCCUUCAGCCAGAGCUGUCACCUUGUCGCGCAUCGGAGAAUCCACACUGGCGAGAAGCCCUACAAAUGCACCCAGUGUGAACGGUCCUUUAACUGUAGUUCUCAUCUCAUUGCGCACCGGAGAACUCAUACUGGAGAGAAGCCAUACAGGUGCAACGAGUGUGGGAAAGCAUUUAACGAGAGCUCUUCCCUUAUCGUGCACCUGAGGAACCACACUGGAGAAAAGCCCUACAAGUGCAACCACUGCGAGAAAGCCUUCUGUAAGAACUCCUCGCUCAUCAUUCACCAGAGAAUGCACAGCGGAGAGAAGCGCUUCAUCUGCAGCGACUGCGGGAAGGCCUUCAGCGGCCACUCAGCCCUGCUGCAGCACCAGAGGAACCACAGUGAAGAGAAGCUCUGUGCGUUGAAUUGAUGCGAGAUGCUCCUUUUACUGUACAUGUGAUAACACAUUCGGAAGCCCUCUAAGCCUAAUCAAGAGGGGCGUUUUCAGUAAGACUUGACCCCUCACUAAUCAGUAGAAGUUUCCUUUGUAGAAGAAACCUGUGAAUGAAAAGAACAGGCAGUGGCCUUCCACCAGGCCUUAUUCUUACUUAAAAGCAAACAGUUGCAGAGAACAAGUCCCCAGACUCCCCUCAUGACUUGCGGAGGUCCUGCCUGAGGAGCACGGACGUAGGGAGUGAGACGCCGGCUAGUGAGAGAUCUCUGCCCCUUGUGGGUCAGAGUGUGCUGUUAAGGGAGGAACUUUCUCCUAGGGAGCGUUUCAACUAGAAAUGCACUGUUUUGUGUCAGGCUGCGGUAUUGGAUGGAAGCAUCACAAUAACGUUUUGUCAUUAUGGAAACAGAUUUUCCUCUGAAAAGGGGUAGGUUCUGGGUGCCCUUUAGCGAAUAGAAUAUGGAAAACUAAAUCUGAAUUUAAGAAAAAAUAAUAUUGAAUGGGAUGUUUACUGAUGAUCAAGAUUAACCUUAGAAAAGCUUAGUGGAUGAGAUUACUAAUGAUGGAAAUGUCAUUGCCCAGAAGGAUGAAACUGAUGCUGUUGAAACAGGAGGUGGUGCUUCGUAGCUCACUGUGUCAGUGUCCUCGGUUUGUGACUCACUCCUUCGUUGCUGGACAGGUAGUUUGUCAUUUGUUCCAGGCAAUCACUGUGAGUUAUGAUUAUGGACGCUGCAUCAGUAUCCGUGACACGAAGGAAUAAAAAGGACACAAAAUUGUUUAUAAAUAUCUACUAUAACAUCCAAAAAGUGUAUAUGGAAAAGGGCUGGAAAGACCCAUGGAUAAAUUAACCCAGUUAAUUUAAGAUUUUUUUAAAGUUUUACAAACACAGCACUUACCAUGUGCUAGGCUUUGUUUUAAAUGCUCUUCAAAUAUUAACUUGUUUGGUCCCCUUAGUUCUCUGAGAUAGGUACUGUCACUAUCCCAGCUUUGCAAAUGGAGCAACCGAGGCAGAGAUGAUGAGAAACCUAGCUAGGGACACCCAGUAAGGAGUGGAGCUGAGAUCGUUUGGCUCCAGAGCUCAUGUUUUAACCACUAUGUUAUGCUGCCUCUGCAGUGAUUUUUUUUUCCCCUAAUGUUUUUUUAAAAAAAAAAAAAUUUGUUCAGUGUUUCUAUAGUAGAUAUUUGAUAAUAAAAAUCAAAUUCCUAAACAAUGUGAAAUAAA